This is a messenger RNA of Oncorhynchus kisutch (coho salmon), 2816 nucleotides long. Its product is annotated as cadherin-7-like. The transcript is spliced from 13 exons. Gene Ontology annotation, biological process: homophilic cell-cell adhesion; cell-cell junction assembly; multicellular organism development. Gene Ontology annotation, molecular function: beta-catenin binding; calcium ion binding; cadherin binding. NCBI's taxonomy places the organism in Eukaryota, Metazoa, Chordata, Actinopteri, Salmoniformes, Salmonidae. The coding region runs from base 349 to 2778 and encodes 809 amino acids. The record is from RefSeq and is a predicted model, not a curated record. Gene Ontology annotation, cellular component: catenin complex; plasma membrane; adherens junction.
ACUCGACCUCUGUGGUGAAGAAGCAAGCUUGCCUGUCACUAUUGACCACCCCUCUAUCCACCUUCAAUGUCAAAUCUCUGUCACCAAAGUGGAGAGAAUUACCAAGGCUUUUGUAUACAAUCAAGACCAAGGAACAGCAGCACUAGUCCUAUACACAGAGCUUGACUUUUUCCCUUUUCUACAAUCAAAGCUCUCUUCUUCAAGUUAUAUCCUCUUUGUCUUUUUAUUUUUUGGAAAACAUUGGGUCAAGAGGACAGUGGGAAGCAGGCCCUAAAGAUUUUUACAUUUUCUCCUCCACUGUGUGAUUUUAUUCUCUCCUGUGCUUGGUGCUUGUUGGAGGGGGCAUAAAUGAGGUGGUGUGACUCAGGAAGCUUGGGGAGAGCAGGAACUCUCCUUGCUCUGCUGCUUCCCCUCUGGGAGCUGGGCUGCUGGGGGUUGAUCUCCGCCUCUGGGGGGCAGAACCAGGCGCAGCACACUACUGUAGGCCCCUGGGAGAUGCUUCGCAGGCACAAACGCAGCUGGGUAUGGAACCAGUUUUUUGUCCUGGAGGAGUACACAGGCGAAGAACCUCUUUAUGUUGGCAAGCUCCACUCAGACGUGGACAAAGGGGAUGGCAAGGUGAAAUACGUGCUCUCAGGAGAGGGCUCCACCUCCAUCUUCACCAUCGACGAGAACACAGGAGACAUCCACGCCACCAAGCGUCUGGACCGGGAGGAGCAGGCCUAUUACACGCUUCAGGCCCAGGCCGUGGACCGGAUCACCAACAUCCCUGUGGAGCCCAGGUCAGAGUUCCUGGUCAAGGUCCAGGACAUCAAUGACAAUGAGCCCAAGUUCAUGGACGGGCACUACAUGGCCGGGGUACCGGAGAUGUCAGCAUUGGGAACAAUGGUGGUCCAAGUGGCAGCCACAGAUGCAGAUGAUCCCACAUAUGGGAACAGUGCCAGGGUGGUCUACAGCAUCAUCAGCGGACAACCCUACUUCUCAGUGGAACCAAAAACGGGCAUCAUCCGGACAGCGCUGCCCAACAUGGACCGAGAGGUGAAAGACCAAUACGUUUUGGUCAUCCAGGCCAAAGACAUGGUGGGUCAGAUGGGCGGCCUUUCAGGCACCACCUCUGUCACGAUCACUCUCACCGACGUCAACGACAACCCGCCACACUUCUCUCGCAAGAACUAUCAGUACACUGUGCUGGAGUCCUUGCCUGUGGCAUCCGUGGUGGCCAGGGUCAAGGCUGUGGAUGCAGACAUAGGCCCCAACGCAGAGAUGGAGUAUAGGAUCAUUGAGGACGGACCUGGGUUGUUCAACAUCACCACAGAUGAGGACACGCAAGAGGGCGUUAUCAUCCUUCAAAAGUCAUUAGACUUUGAGACCAAGAACAGCUUUAAUGUGCGAAUCAAAGCCACCAAUCGCAACAUCGACCCUGCGUUCGUGCACCUGGGUUCGUUCAGCGACACAACGUCGGUCAAGGUGACGGUGAAGGACGUGAACGAGUCGCCUGUGUUCUCGGCACAGCUCAGCAGGAUGGUGAUCUCUGAGGACGCCAGAGUUGGCACCUCCAUUGGGAGGGUCUCCGCGCACGAUCCGGACACCUCCAACAGUGCCAUCAGGUACUCCAUAGAUAGAAACACAGACCUGGAGCGUAUCUUCAAUGUGGAUGCUCUGAGUGGGGUCAUCAGUACUGCCAAGCCCCUGGACCGAGAGGUCAACUCUGUCCACAACCUUACCAUACUCGCCAUGGAGAGCCAGGAUCCAACAAAGAUUGGAAAAGGUUUUGUGGCCAUCACAGUGCUGGACAUCAAUGACAACGCUCCGGUGUUUGCCAUCGCGUAUGAAACCCUCCUAUGUGAGAAUGAUCAGGUCCCCCCUCUAAACAACCAGGUCAUCCAGACCAUCAGCGCAGUGGACAAGGAUGAAUCUCCCAGUGGUCAUCUCUUCUACUUUGCCCUACCUGCGUCUGUGGUUAGCAACAGCAAUUUCACUCUCCGAGACAACAAAGACAACACGGCGUCUAUCGUAACGAAACGUGGAGGGUUUCGUAGACAGGAGCAGAUGCUGUAUCGACUGCCUGUGUUGAUUGUCGACAAUGGAAGCCCUGCCCUCAGCAGCACCAACACCUUAUCAGUGAACGUGUGUGACUGUGACUCGGAUGGUGUGGCCCAAUCGUGUGGAGCCAUGCCCUACACACUUCCUGCUGGCCUCAGUACAGGGGCCCUGGUCGCAAUUCUGGGAUGCAUCAUUACACUGCUGGUGAUGGUGCUGAUGAUCAUGUCGAUGCGUCAGAGGAAGAAGGAGCCAUUGAUUCUGGAGGAGGAGAGGGAUGUGAGGGAGAACAUUGUCCGUUACGACGAUGAAGGUGGAGGAGAGGAAGACACGGAGGCCUUCGACAUGGUAGCCCUCCGCAACCUCAAUGUCAUCAGAGACCCCAAGGUCCGGCGAGACGUCAUCCCUGACACCCACACUUUCUUCCCCUACCCAACGUCCUCCUCCUCGCAGCCUGUCCACAAAACCCUGCCAGACAAUGUGGUGUUCCGAAAGUUCAUCUGGGACCGCCUGAAAGAUGCAGAUGUUGAGCCUUCAGCUCCGCCAUACGACUCUUUGCAGACGUACACCUUUGAGGGGAGUGGCUCGGUAGCUGAAUCCUUAAGCUCCUUGGAGUCGCUAAGUACAGACUCAGAGCAGAACUACGACUAUCUCAGCACCUGGGGGCCACGUUUCAAGAAGCUAGCCGACCUGUAUGGCAACAGCGACAGUAAUAGCAAUGGCAACAGCAUGUCAUAGCCAAAACUUUCCUGAACAUAGACAACAAAUAUGUUAUG